Molecule: messenger RNA, 741 nt
Organism: Fusarium venenatum
Lineage: Eukaryota; Fungi; Ascomycota; Sordariomycetes; Hypocreales; Nectriaceae
Source: RefSeq, a predicted model, not a curated record
AUGACUAUCAACUCUUCUCUCGUUCUUGUUACCGGAUCAACUCAAGGCAUUGGCCUUGCUGUCAUCAAAAAACUUGCUACCAAGCACAACUACCAUGUCCUUCUUGGUGUCCGUAACACGAAAGCCGGAGAACAGAUCGUCUCUGAUCUUCGCAACGAGGGUUAUAAGGCGAAUGUUGUCGAACUAGACCUCACUUCCCCCGAGUCUAUCAGCAAGGCCACUAUACAUAUCGAACAGACCUAUGGUUACCUCGAUGUUCUGAUCAACAAUGCUGCUGUCUUGCUUGAUGGACACAAGGGCCUGACAACUUGGGAACUGUACCAGAAAACAUUCACAACCAAUGUCAUCGGAACUGGCUACCUUACUCAAAGCCUUCUUCCACUUCUACGUCAAGCCAAAGCAGGCCCACCUCGCAUCAUCUUUGUAACAAGCGUAAUGGGUAGUCUCGCCAAAGCCACCGAUGAAACUACCAUUUACUACAACAUCGACUAUAAGGUGUAUGAUGCGAGCAAAGCAGCCGUCAACAUGCUUAUGUUUAACUUUGCCCGGGAGCUCGACGAUAUCGGUGGAAAAGUGAACUCUGUUUGUCCGGGCUUGGUCAAGACAGCUUUGUCGGGUUACCAUGACUGGGGAACGACCCCAGAGGUUGGAGCUGAGAGGAUUGUGGAAUUAGCUACCACUACCGACAACGAUGGACCGCAUAAGACUAUCAGCGAUCGCAAUGGAGAACUUCCAAGGUGA